Protopolystoma xenopodis is the source of this 582-nucleotide messenger RNA. Lineage: Eukaryota; Metazoa; Platyhelminthes; Monogenea; Polystomatidea; Polystomatidae. The record is from the annotation of a GenBank genome assembly.
CCUACUUUCCCUGCACCCUAUUUGGUCGUUUUUCGUGUCGGUGCACCGAAAAAACUGGCCCAGGCUGAAGGGAUCUGUUUGCACAUGCUACGACUCUUCUACAGCCUAGGCGCAAAACGGUGCAUUCGCGAGGCCUGCUCGCCGUCGAUUGGUCAGGAGACUGGGCCGGUCAGGUCUCCUUUCGGUGUCCUUUUCUGGUUGGUCGAUUUCCGCCAAAGCAUCAGUCACGUUGUCCAAUCCGAGCCAAGUCUGCCUCACGGCCUGCCAGGCCUGGAGUUCCUGGCAGGCCGGUUUCGUCAGGGAAAUGAGCUAAAAUUGACCAUCGUCGCCCCGUUUCCGUGUGGGCAACCGGUCGAUCGGCCCAUGCUGGCGCCCAUUCGCCGCCCACAACUCGGCUACCCCUCGGUGUUACGUAAGACCCCAGUUCUCGUCUGUUCAGCCGGAGGACAGGCAAUCGUGUCUGUCCAGCCACGCCUGCACCGCAUCUUCAAGCUAUCCCAGCCCGGCAGAUGCGCUCUGCCUCGUCUACCCGUACAUCUCGCUCUCGCCCCAAUCAGUCUGUACCCAGUUGGCAUUGUCUGA